Fomitiporia mediterranea MF3/22 is the source of this 618-nucleotide messenger RNA. RefSeq lists its product as uncharacterized. The transcript is spliced from 2 exons. The coding region runs from base 1 to 618 and encodes 205 amino acids. The record is from RefSeq and is a predicted model, not a curated record. Lineage: Eukaryota; Fungi; Basidiomycota; Agaricomycetes; Hymenochaetales; Hymenochaetaceae.
AUGCGUAAUAGCCAGUCAUUAAUGUUAUGCGGACUCGAGCAGGAAAAAGAUCAAGAAACGCCGUUCUUACUGUAUUCGGAAACAGAGUUGCCCCUACGGACUCUCUUCGCGUCGAAUAAUGAAUUUGCAAUGACGCACAAAAUACAAUAUACGCAUGGCGAAACUUUGAAUGGAAAAGGACACGAAGCUGCAAAAGAAGUACUUCUUCUGCGUGCCAGUCGAUCGACCAAGCCUGCCUGCCAUAUUGCCGAUGAGAGGGCAUCUAGGAAGAACUCCCGCGGCAAGGACGGAGUGGGUGCAGCCACGCAUCCGUUCCUAGCGAAGAGAGGAAGAUGUUCACCGCCUCGUUGCACAUCAGUUGCUUCAUUGCCAAGUCGAAUGUGCUUCGGUCAUCCACCGCGUUUGAGAUUAGGCAAACAGAGUGCAAGUUCGGAUACGAGCUGCUAUUUACGGGAUGGCUCCCACGCGUUGGACAGAGUUGAGCAGACGCGGCCGCUCGGGGUUAGAAUGCUCCGUUCUUACGUGCCCCGUGCUGAGCAAGUGGCGACGUGCAGUGAUGAGCAGCAUAUAAGUUGGUUAAACAUGAAGCAAAAAAAUGCCGGGAUGCGGCUAGUAUGA